AACUGCGGCGCUGCACGUCAACCACGGCUCCAGCACUUGUUUCGUCCGCACGCAUUGUACCCACCGCAGGAAAGUCCGCCGCAAGCAGAUCCGCCGCCCACGACGACCGAGAUUUGUUCCGCGCACCAAUUGGUAGACCUCCGCUUCUGCCUCCCCCGCCCCCUAACCGAUUCGGUUCCCGUAAUUUAUUGGAGUUUGCAGGUACGAAAUAGUCCUCAAUGUCUCGUCGUAGCGGGUACACCGGCGAGGGUGGGGAUUCGAUCAUGUCGUGGCCACGUUCUACUUCUCCUACCUCGUCGGAAGUGCAGUUAGCCAGGCAAGCCGAUGAUCCAUGGUACAUUGCAUACCAAGAUGAAUCAACCCAGUGGUGUAGCCAGAGGAUGGAUUUGGAGGAGAAGGUGGCCAAUUUAGGUGAUGAAUUGGCCCGUAAAAACCUGAUGAUAUUCGAGCUGAAGCGUAUUGUGGAUGAAGAAAAGAAGAAUUCAGAGCUUAUUCGCAAGGAGAAGUUGAGAGUUGAGACAGAUCUUGCCGUAUUUGAUCAAGUGGUAGAAAAUCUAGAACAUGAACUAAAAGUGAUGGGAGAGGAGAAAAGUAGAUUCAUCUGUGCAGUUUUAUUAGGUGUCAUCCCUGUCCUAGCAGUUAUGUGGUUCUGGUAGACGAUUUAGUAUAGAAUUGU
Lolium perenne is the source of this 676-nucleotide messenger RNA. The record is from RefSeq and is a predicted model, not a curated record. Lineage: Eukaryota; Viridiplantae; Streptophyta; Magnoliopsida; Poales; Poaceae.